Molecule: messenger RNA, 1581 nt
Organism: Microdochium trichocladiopsis
Lineage: Eukaryota; Fungi; Ascomycota; Sordariomycetes; Xylariales; Microdochiaceae
Exons: 2
Coding region: 482-1204 (240 amino acids)
Source: RefSeq, a predicted model, not a curated record
CCUGCCUCCACCCUCGCCCGACCAACCGACCUGGACCGGGCUGCGCCGUCCGCCCUGCACUCCGCUUUCUCCUAACUGCCUGCCUGCUAGGUACCACGGUACGUACUGCCACUGCCACUGCCGCUGUGUGUGCGUGCGUGCUGUGCCCGUCAGCCCGUCUCGCCGCCUUUCCGCCAAUACCUCUUGCUGCCACGGCUGCCGCCGUCGUCUCUCUCCUCCCAAUCGCCUGCAUCGUCGACUCUGCCGCCGCCCUCCCCCCUUCCUCGCGCCCUCUGCGUUGCCGCCAGUGCUCCAGCCAUUGCACGACGCGCGCGCCCCUCUCCGCCCUUCUGCAUGCGCAUGCCCGGCCUGGCGACUCCGGCUCUCGAGUCCUCCUCCCGUCCUUGAUCCUCCCGUCGCCCGUCAGCGGUCAGCCGUCAGCCGCCCUUGCUCGCCAGUACUCCUCCUCCUCCUCCUCCCGCGAAGCGCGAAAGGGCCUGCCAUGUCGUCUCCCCGCCCCCGAAGCCCGCGGAGCCCCUUCUCCGCCAGCGACCGCUCCUCGACAGAGACCAUCCUCGACAAGCACUCGGAAAAGUGCGAAAAGUGCAAGCUCGAGAGCGAGCGCAGCCUCCAGCUCGGCGUGCCCCUGAUCGCCCUCUUCCGCCUCGCCAACGCCAUUGCCGGCUGCGUCGCAGUCGCCCGCAUCCACCAGACCGUCGACGCAGGGUGGUGGGUAUGGGAGCACAAGGUCCUCUUCUCCCUCUGCUGGGUCAUCUUCUUCUGGAACCUCCUCGUCGCCGGCGGGAGCAUCCUCGGAUACGCCUACUGGCCCACCCCGCGCCGCACCUUUGGCAUGCCGCCCAUCACCGUUACCGUCAACGGCUACAACCUCGUGUCCUUUGGCGGGCCCGACGAGCCUGAUGCCGACCGGCGGCGCCGCAUGAAGCGCGUCCAGGUCUCCGUGUUCGACAUGGUCCUCACCAUCCCGACCAUGGUCCUCCUCAUCUGGUCCAAGACGGGCAUGGACCCCUGGUGGGGGAGCCGGUAUAUCGGUCUGUGGCCGCCGACCGUCACACCAAUCGCUGUGCUCAUUGCGUUUCAAUUCCUGGUCGCCACAGUCCAGCUCUUUGAAAUCUUUGAGGCCCGCGUCAUCGGCAUAAAGCUGGACAUGUACGAUAUUUACGAGAAUGAGGAGAGGCUCGGCCGCCUACGCCUGCGAGCGUAGUCUGCAGCUCAGUCGGGGGUCAUUUUCCAUGCUUUUUAUCAUUUCGCACCUAGCAAAACAAGAAAAACGAACUCAACUUUGCGCGAGAUCAGUCGAAGUCCAGACUAGCAAUGGAAAGCGCGCGCGACGUGUGUGUUGGGGGGAAAUUGCGAGCUUUCUUUGAAAGCCCGCCCAGCUCGCCAGUUCGGGAGUAUAUUGUCGAAAAAACACAUCCGCACGCCCGCACGCACAGAGAGCAAGUAGACAAAGGGCACAGGAAUACGUAUAUGGCGUUCAUGGGAGUUCUUACUGCAAAGGGCACACAUACACACAUUGUUCUGGGGCUUUGGCGACGCAAAUAGCUUGGAAUAUUCUGUUAUUGAGUACAUUCAUCCGUC